AUUCUACCAAUUCUACCAAUUAGCCUCGGCAUACACCCACCUCACCCACAUAUCCACCCGUGCCACCCAAGAGACCACCAGUUGUUUUGUCAGCCAGUCUUCAUUUCGGAUGGCGUUAUCGAAGGCAAAAAAGUGUACAGUCGAGAAAUCCAUCUGUAAACUAUUUCCUGAUUGACACGAGUCAAGGUCGCAUUCUACCCUUCUUUGCAUCAUCACCAUCUUUCUCACAGUUGGAAUCCCUGGCGCUCCAAGUCCAUCAAUCGAGACAUUAAUCAGCAACACGACAAGUGAGCUGGUAGCGUUCUGACCAGUGACCACCUGUUUUACGCGCUAUAAAAGAGAUAUAGAACCUUCGUCAUUACCUCAGGUACCUGUACCUUGCUGGUUCUGAUCAGAUCAAUUGUCUAUAACCACCCCACUCACUCACUCUCCACCCUGACCAUGGCAUCUUCAAGCUCCCAGGUCGCCGACAACUACGGGGUCGACAACCUAGCAUUCUUUACCCCCAAACACCUCAACUCUCCCGGCUCGCCAUAUGAGACCUCCAAGCCAGUGCCCACGCUCUUCACUCCAUUGAAGAUCCGUGGCGUGACACUGCGAAAUCGAAUCAUCGUGGCGCCCAUGUGUCAAUACAGCACCGCACCGUCAGGACCCGACACUGGCAAGCUGACCGACUACCACAUCGCCACAUUGGGACACUAUGCGCUCAAGGGUGCCAGCUUGGUCUUUGUCGAGGCCACGGGUGUGCAGCCCAACGGCCGCAUCUCUCCCAACUGCCCAGGUCUGUGGAGCGACGAGCAGACGGCCAGCUUCAAACGAGUCUCGGAUUUUAUCAAGUCCCAAGGCGCUCUGUCCGGCAUUCAACUUGCCCACGCCGGUCGCAAGGCCAGUACAGUGCCUCCAUGGGUGGCAGGAAAACUAGGCAAGCCGGCGGGAGCGCGCGCCACCAAGGAAGUUGGCGGCUGGCCAGAAAACGUGGUCGGACCGACGGGCGGGUCGGAGCAGGUCUGGGACGGCAAAGGCGACGACGAGACCGGCUUCUGGGCGCCGCGACAGCUGUCCGUCUCCGACAUCAAAGAGCUCGUCAACGACUUUGCACAAGCCGCGCGACGAUCGGUUGAGGCUGGCAUGGACGUGAUUGAAAUCCACGCUGCGCACGGCUAUCUAUUACAUCAGUUCCUCAGUCCCGUGACCAACCGACGAAACGAUCAAUAUGGGGGCAGUUUCGAAAACCGCACGCGGGUGCUGGUCGAGGUACUUGAGGCGGUGCGCAAGGCCAUCCCGUCCAGCAUGCCGCUGUUCCUGCGCGUCAGCUCGACCGAGUGGCUCGAAGAUACCGAGAUUGGUAAGGCUCUCGGCAGCUGGACGGUCGAAGACACAAUCAAAUUGGCUCGCCUACUACCAGAUUUGGGCGUCGAUCUCCUCGACGUCAGCUCCGGCGGCAACCAUCCACAACAGCGCAUCAACAUGUUUGCAUCCAAGGACUACCAAACCAAGAUCGCCAAUCAGAUUCGCAAGGACCUCAGAGGUUCCAACUUGCAGCUGCUGGUUGGUGCCGUUGGUCUGAUCACCGAGGCCGAGCAGGCCAGGAACAUUGUCGACGAUACCGGCGUCGCGACUACAUCCCAGGAACCCAAUAUCGGCGAAGAAGCUGCCGCGGCCAAGGAAAUGACCCAGAAGAGCCCCAACCACGAGCCCAUGGCCGACGUCGUUCUCGUCGCUCGCCAGUUCCUUCGCGAACCAGAGUGGGUGCUCCGAGUCGCCUGGAAACUCGGUGUCGAUGUUGCAUGGCCCAAUCAAUUCCUCCGUGUGCGCUUUCCCAAGCUGUGAAGCACCACUCGCACUCCUCUUUAGAUUAGCGAGAUUGCUAUUCCUCUAUUUAGCUACGUCGACUGAAUGAGGCCUGGGGUCUGGGGUCUGGGGCAACGAUGGGGCGUGCCGGAUUAUACAUAUUUACACCACUUUAUGACUCCGUGUCGGAGGAGCUUAGACACGUGAGAAAGAGUCACAUCACUGAGCCCAAGUAGAUAUAUAGACGUGAUAUUACAAUAUCCUUCCUCCCAC
Messenger RNA from Exophiala mesophila, 2064 nucleotides. RefSeq lists its product as uncharacterized. Gene Ontology annotation, cellular component: intracellular anatomical structure. The transcript has a single exon. The record is from RefSeq and is a predicted model, not a curated record. Gene Ontology annotation, molecular function: NADP binding; FMN binding; NADPH dehydrogenase activity. NCBI's taxonomy places the organism in Eukaryota, Fungi, Ascomycota, Eurotiomycetes, Chaetothyriales, Herpotrichiellaceae. Bases 442 to 1830 code for a protein of 462 amino acids.